AGGUAGAACUCUUGAUUGAGCUUGAUGAUAUCGCCGAGAUUGAUCCUGAGUUAUCAGAAAACAUUUUGGAAAAUGCACGUCGUUACAAACAGUUGUUUGAGGAUGCUGUGUUUGAAAUGUUGCCAGACUACAAGGAGAGAGAGGUUCAAGUGAAAGAUGCCUUAGAUGUGUACAUCGAACAUCGCCUUCUGUUGGAGCAGCGGAACAGAAAUGAUACAGAGGCAAGAGACCCAAGGAACAAAUAUCCACCAGAGCUUCUUAGGAGAUAUGAGGUGUAUUUUAAGCACCUAAGCACACACAAGGCCAGUGCUGUGCGUGAAGUGAAAGCUGACAACAUUGGUAAACUUGUUGUGGUGCGUGGAAUUGUCACAAGGUGUACAGAAGUAAAACCAGUUGUUGAAGUAGCAACAUACACUUGUGAUCAAUGUGGUGCAGAGUCUUAUCAGCCAAUUUCAUCGCAGACAUUUAUGCCGCUUCUGAUGUGCCCCAGUGAGGAGUGCAAGGUUAACAAGGCUGGUGGUCGUCUUUACCUUCAAACAAGAGGCUCUAAGUUUGUUAAAUUCCAAGAACUAAAAAUCCAAGAACACAGUGAUCAAGUUCCUGUGGGAAACAUUCCAAGGACUAUGACGGUCAUAGCAAAAGGUGAAACAACUCGUCUUGCAGUACCUGGGGAUCACAUCGCUGCUACAGGAGUGUUCCUCCCUAUGAUGAAGACUGGAUUUAGGCAGCUUACCCAGGGAUUGUUAUCAGAAACAUUUCUAGAGGCUCAUAGAAUUGUAAAAAUGAACAAGACAGAAGAUGAUGAACUGGGAAAUGAGGAACUAAGUGAUGAAGAAAUCAGGGCAUUGUCUGAAGAAGCAGACUUUUAUGAUAAGCUGGCCUCGUCACUUGCUCCUGAAAUUUAUGGCCAUGAAGACAUCAAAAAGGCAUUACUUCUGUUGUUGGUAGGAGGUGUAGAUUGUACUCCCCAAGGGAUGAAAAUCAGAGGAAAUAUCAACAUUCUUUUAAUGGGUGACCCAGGUGUAGCAAAGAGUCAAAUGCUGGGAUACAUCGACAGGCUUGCACCUCGCAGUCAGUACACCACAGGACGUGGAAGCUCAGGGGUUGGUCUUACUGCGGCUGUAAUGAAAGAUCCUCUGACAGGAGAAAUGAUUCUUGAGGGAGGUGCACUAGUGCUGGCAGACAAGGGAGUUUGUUGUAUUGAUGAAUUUGACAAGAUGAUGGAUUCUGAUAGAACUGCAAUCCAUGAAGUUAUGGAACAGCAGACUGUCUCCAUUGCCAAGGCUGGAAUCAUGACGAGCCUGAAUGCACGAGUGUCUAUCCUGGCUGCAGCCAAUCCAGCAUAUGGACGGUAUAAUCCAAAGAAAUCUGCAGAACAGAACAUUCAGCUCCCAGCAGCACUGUUAUCAAGAUUUGACUUGCUUUGGCUGAUUCAGGAUAAACCAGACAGAGAUAAUGACUUGAGAUUGGCACAGCACAUUACAUAUGUCCAUCAGCACAGUUCACACCCUCCAAUGCAGUUUACAUCUUUGGACAUGAACCUUAUGAGGCGUUAUAUAGCUGCAUGCAAGGAAAAACAACCUCUGAUUCCUGAGACACUUACAGAUUACAUUGUCAGUGCUUAUGUGGAAAUGAGAAAGGAGGCCAGGACCAACAGAGACACAACUUUCACCUCAGCAAGAACACUUCUGGCCGUUCUGCGUCUUGCAACUGCCUUGGCUCGUCUCCGUUUGGCAGAUGUGGUGGAGAAGGAAGAUGUGAAUGAAGCUAUGAGACUUAUGGAGAUGUCAAAGGCUUCCUUAAUUGAAGACGAGACAAAAACAAGAACUGUAAACCCAGUUGAUGCAAUUUAUGGAAUUGUAAAAGAAAUGGCUGGAGAUGCUAGCAGUGUAAAACUUCCAGACGUACAGCAACGAUGUUUGGCAAAGGGCUUUACGCCAGACCAAUUUGAUGCCUGUCUUGGGGAGUAUGAAGACUUGAAUGUUUGGCAAAUCAACUCCAAUAGGACAAAGAUUACUUUUGUUCAAUGAGAGAAGAUAAAAUGUCCAAAAAGGAGGAGUGAAACAUCUGGAGGGCACUGUUCUUGAGUUAUUUGAGACAUUUUUUACUCCGUUGGCCUUCACCGUUGUACUCAUUGCUUUUUUUCAUUGUGUCUUGCAGUUUUGAAAUGUUUUACUUUAAUUUUAGGUACAAAAUAUCUUUUUUUUUUUCACUUGUAAAUAUUUUCUAACUCAGGUGUCACAUUUGUAAAUUUCUAAGACGCUAAUUUUUCAUAAACUUGACAAGAUAGACAUUUUGUUUGUUAUUUCCUCGAGUCAAAAUAAACGUUUAAAUGAAGUA
Messenger RNA from Pocillopora damicornis (cauliflower coral), 2340 nucleotides. RefSeq names its product DNA replication licensing factor mcm7. Gene Ontology annotation, biological process: DNA replication; DNA replication initiation; double-strand break repair via break-induced replication. Gene Ontology annotation, cellular component: MCM complex; nucleus. The record is from RefSeq and is a predicted model, not a curated record. Gene Ontology annotation, molecular function: single-stranded DNA binding; single-stranded DNA helicase activity; ATP binding. NCBI's taxonomy places the organism in Eukaryota, Metazoa, Cnidaria, Anthozoa, Scleractinia, Pocilloporidae.